AUUUUUAGGGUAUGUACUACUAAACAAGUCUUAUUUAUCUAAAAACUAACCCGUCAUGAGCAGUAUUUCGAAGGGCCAUGUCACGAAUCGAUUUGAAAGGUUUUGGUGGAAGAUGUCUACCAAACGAUUUUGAUGAUUUCAAUUUUGAUGUUUUGCCGGAAGUGGAUGAUUUUGAUAGUGAACAGCCAAAUGACAACAUCGAUGCAAUCAAUGAUGAAACUUUUGGAGUGGAUGUCGAUGAUGACACCUUGGAUGACGACCUGGAACAGUAUUCGAAACAGACAGCGGGUUUGCAACUGGAUGAUGAAAUGCCGAAAUGGUUUGAUGAACCCACUUGUUCGGUAUCCGCCCCACAUCCAUCUGAAUUACCAACACCUCCAUUUGGAUUUAAUUCAUUUCCCACAACGAAUAUAUCUUCAUAUCACUCCAAAAAUUUCGAAGAUUUCAAUAUGCAACUCGGGACGACCGAUGCAUUAUGGAAAAACACUGAUUCUACAACAUCAUUGUUCGGUUGGAGUGGUCCAGAACUUUCCAUUCUGCAACAUUGUUCUGCAAAUGACUUCAUAAAUAAAACAAUUCCAGAUCGAACUAGGUUUCUAGCGGUGAAGAAUAAUAUAUCAUCGGAAGAAUAUUCUGAUAAAAAAGAUGGUAUCCGAUCACUGGCAGAGUUACCGAAGGAUGCGCUUACUCUUGAAGAAGUGGAAAGAAACCACGUCACCAGUACUUCUAAACCAUCAGAUCUAACAGUCCCACCUUUACCACCAGCAGGUGCCUUAACACUGGGCGAGUUAGAAAAACGUUUCCUAAUGCAAUCAGCAGGCCAUGUAACAGCUUCUGUUCCCGAUGUCGGUCGAUCUACUGGUGUUUUGCCACCAGAUUCACGAAUUCCAUCAAUGAUCCCUCCUCCACCACUACCGCCUCCACUUCAGUGUUUACCUUUUCCGAUGUUAUCUCCUUUUGCCAUGCAAAUUGCAAGAGCUCAUCUGCUCGGUCAACUACCAGAAUUGCCUCCUGGUUUUCCUCCGAUAACACCACAGAUGCGAGCAGCGAUCCUUUCACUAGGACCACCACCUAUGAUGCGAAUGCCUUCACAUCCCAUGCUUCCGCCAUUUCCUUUUGUGCAGCAACCUUCUCAUCCAGUAUCAGGUCGACCAGCACUACCCUCAUAUUUGCCUUGUCCUCCGCAAUCUCAGAUGCAAUCACAUAUGCCUCAGGUGUUCCACCACAAAAUGAGUUACAGUCGAGACCGUUCGAGCAAGCUUACCGGUUUGGUAUCCAAUAAAACAAUUUCUGACUUUGCAUUGUCUCCUUUCGCUGGCUUCGUUUCGAAAAAAGAGCGCAGUUGGCUCAUCAAAAUUCAGCAGCUGCAGUGUCAAGGAUGCGGUAAUCCAUACGAGGAUGAUUUUUAUUACACGACAUGGAAACAACGGAAAAUGGCGUUGGAGGGGCACGGGAGAGAAUUGAAAGCGGAGGAUGAAGAGCUUGGUUACGUGUGGGACACUACAAACCCGCAUCAUUAUCAUUAUUAUGUUCCGCCAACAUUUGCUGGUAGUUUGGGAAAGCCAACACUUUCCACUAUUAAUUAUCCGAGACAGCUUAUUGAUCUGUCAAGCGAUUCACCGAAUGAUGAUGACAAGCUUUCAGUAAAGAGUAGCACAUCACAGAAAAAGCUGCGAGCACUUCUCUUGCAGCUGGAAAAUGUCGCGUUAUUAAUUAUCGAGUGUGACGACAGACAUCGAAUACUGUGUACUGCUUCACUUUCCUAUGAAAUUCAGGAGGAGAUGAAGCGUGGUGUUGAAAGUCGUAUGAAAACCAUAAUCGACACUCUGUGUUUGAACGGACGACUUCAAGCUGUUUUGCUAAUUAAUAAAGGGCGUCAAAUGUUUGCACGAACAUUAUCACUUGCUAAUGAACAACAGCAGUUACAUCUUCUUACAAAUUUCUUUGUUGCUUUAUCAACUGUUGUCAAAAAGGUUUCAUCAGAUGAGAUGAAUGAAUCAGUGCUUGUGCCAAUAUUCGAGACAUUUUCUCACUUUUCAAAAAAUGCACUCACCAGUUUCAUUAAUAACUUGAAACUGAAUUUCGCCAAUGAUAUAACUAUGAACGUGUUUGCAACAAAUCUGUUGAUAUCAUUAUUGGUUUGCUGUUCACGCCAAGAUUGUCCUUUGGAUACGUAUUUCUGCUCUACUACUCUGUCUUCCCUAAUUAGACCAUGGUCACAGGAAGUUAAAUGUUCUUUGGAACAGUGCAUUGUUUUGACGUUAGCUGAUGUCAAAAUACUUGAUGCCUGGUCAGCUAGAAAUAUUACUGGUUAUCAUGGAUCAGCUGCUGAAAAACUUAUUCAAAAUUUGCAGCUUACCUGUAUGCUUCAGGGAUCGAAUAAUUGAACGAAUUUUUACCAAAAAAUUUUUUUUAAACAUUUUUUAAAAUGUUGCUCUCUGAAC
This is a messenger RNA of Loa loa (African eye worm), 2444 nucleotides long. RefSeq lists its product as hypothetical. NCBI's taxonomy places the organism in Eukaryota, Metazoa, Nematoda, Chromadorea, Rhabditida, Onchocercidae. Bases 78 to 2387 code for a protein of 769 amino acids. The record is from RefSeq and is a predicted model, not a curated record. Gene Ontology annotation, cellular component: P-body. The transcript has 13 exons. Gene Ontology annotation, biological process: P-body assembly; deadenylation-dependent decapping of nuclear-transcribed mRNA. Gene Ontology annotation, molecular function: RNA binding.